This is a messenger RNA of Bacidia gigantensis, 1356 nucleotides long. RefSeq lists its product as uncharacterized. Gene Ontology annotation, cellular component: ciliary inversin compartment. Lineage: Eukaryota; Fungi; Ascomycota; Lecanoromycetes; Lecanorales; Ramalinaceae. The coding region runs from base 1 to 1356 and encodes 451 amino acids. The record is from RefSeq and is a predicted model, not a curated record. Gene Ontology annotation, biological process: protein localization to ciliary inversin compartment. The transcript has a single exon. Gene Ontology annotation, molecular function: protein binding.
AUGGACGCUCCUCCUCCUGCAUAUACUGAAAGCGAUCCGCAUCCUCAACCUCGUCCAACCCUGGACAAUGCUAGCCAAGUUUCGCAAACCUCCCUCCCUGGGCCAUCCCCUAAUACCUCUUCCCCUACGAGCUUUGUGUCGGGAAGUCCAUACUUUGCAAUGCAUCCACCUACGAGACGCCCGAAUUGCAGAUUGACGACUGCCAGUAUCCUCGUUGUGCGUGGAACUCGUAAAGAAGACCUCCCUCUGCCCCCGCAAUUACAGAAGGGUAGGGGUCGUCUCGAUACAGACGAUUGGAAGGCUUUCCUCAGCCAUUUGCUACCUGAUCGUAGGGAGGAGACACAUGUUCAAGCUAGAUAUGAGAAAAGUGGCACAAUUAGCACCCGCGUCCAGCCCAACCAACAGGGAGAAACGCCCGAUGUCGCCGACGCACAUCUGAGUCAAGUCGUGGAUGAAUGGAAUGAGGGCUUCUUCCUGCCACGCGGGAUAUCAAUUGCUCUGCAAACCGAAGUGCCUGAAGCCUCAGCUCUUCCCGCCGCCAUAUCCAACGACCGCAACAAACUUGGCGAAGCUUUGUAUGAAAGUAUCAAAAAAGGAGACUUGUCAACGAUCAAGCUGCUUCUAUCUCAUGGGGCUGAUCCAAAUUACCGACCAAGCUGCUCAACACCUUCAAUUGUCCGAGCUGUGAAAAAAGAGAAUAUUGAGCUCGUCCGACUGCUCCUAGAGCGAGGAGCCGACCUCGAAGUGACGGCGCCAGCCGCUGAGACAGCUUUGUGGGCCGCAGUCAAAGCAAAGAACGUAGACAUCGUCAGGAUGCUUCUGCUUUACGGUGCCAAAGUUGACACGGCCCAUCCUUCAGGAAGCGAUCCCUGCCUCUAUCGCGCAGUGGUCAUUGGAAAGCUUGAAAUCGUGAAAAUGCUGUUAGAUCAGCAUCCAGAUCUUGAGAAAAGCCCUCCAGGAGGCAGCACAAGUUUGUACCGCGCUGCAAAGGACGGAAAUAUUCUACUGGCGCAAAUGCUUCUGCGCUACGGCGCUAAAGCUAACUGCUGGCCGCCUGGGGGCUGUAGUGCAUUUUACAGAGCUGCAGAGAAAAACAACCUGCCCUUAACAAAGCUUUUGAUCGAGCACGGGGCGGAUGUAAACUUCACACCCUACUCGCACAACUCAGCUCUUUAUGAGGCAGUGAAGCGGGAGGAUCUCCAGAUGGUCAAGCUCCUGCUAGACUCCGGAGCAGAUAUCAAUAAGCGAAGUUCUGGCAACAAAUCUCCUCUGACGUACGCCUCUAAACAUGGCCUGAAUUCUUUGGUCAAACUUCUUCUCGAAGCUGGAGGUCAUGCAGAGAAAGGUCUUAAUUGA